Messenger RNA from Salvia splendens (bonfire salvia), 1534 nucleotides. RefSeq names its product bifunctional nuclease 2. Gene Ontology annotation, molecular function: nuclease activity. Lineage: Eukaryota; Viridiplantae; Streptophyta; Magnoliopsida; Lamiales; Lamiaceae. Gene Ontology annotation, cellular component: nucleus; VCB complex. The record is from RefSeq and is a predicted model, not a curated record. The transcript is spliced from 10 exons. Bases 242 to 1213 code for a protein of 323 amino acids. Gene Ontology annotation, biological process: protein ubiquitination.
AACCCUUUUUUUUUUCUCUCUCUCACACAAUUUGAUCCUUUUCGAUUAUCCAGACUUCUUGUCGGUUGUUACCUAUCCAUUACUCUCCAAUCCCAUUAUGGCUCUUCAAAUCAAUAUGUUUCUCCAAUUCUGAUUCAGGAUUGGAAAUUUACGGGGAUUCAGCACCCUAUUUUCUGGGUUUCUGCUCCUAAUAACUAAUCCAGUUUUUUAAGAAGAAUCGGUGGUUUUUUCAGAAAUUACGAUGGCUUCUCUACAAGGCCCAGUUGUUAGCCCUGUAGUCCGAGCAAAGCAAACACGACCUUCAGUGACGGUUAAUUCACCCUUACUGAAAGCUAAACUAAUUAAAAGUGGAUUCUUGGGGCUCAGAGGGCUUGGCUACAGCAGGGGUAAUGCGGGUUACUGGAAGUAUUCGAGGAAGUGCAGAACAACACACUGUAGCUUCAGUUCAUCAUCAAAUGGGAAUGGUAGCAUGGCCGGGAAUUCCAGUGAGAACGACGCUGAUUAUGUGAAUUCAAGUGUGGUUGAAGCUGUUGAGGUGCGAAGUGGCCAAGAUGGUUUCAUGAUCAAGAUGAGAGAUGGCAGGCAGCUGAAAUGUGUCCAUAACAAUCCUCUGGGAGGUCAUCUGCCAGAUUAUGCUCCACAUCCUGCAAUUGUACUGAAGAUGGAAGAUGGGACAGGGCUUCUUCUUCCAAUAAUUGUUUUGGAGAUGCCAAGCGUGCUUCUUAUGGCAGCUGUGCGCAAUGUCCAAAUAGCUAGGCCUACCAUGUACCAAGUUGUGAAUGAUAUGAUCGAUAAGAUGGGCUAUACAGUGAAACUUGUUCGUGUCACCAAAAGGGUGCAUGAAGCAUAUUUUGCUGAGCUACACCUUGUCAAAUUGGGUGGUGAAGCAGAAUCUAUUAGCUUUGACCUGCGGCCAUCCGAUGCCAUUAACAUCGCAGUAAGAUGCAAGGUGCCAAUACAAAUAAACAAGUUUCUGGCGUACAGUGAUGGCAUGAGGGUUGUCGAGUCUGCAAAGUUGAUGGUGCAGAGUCCCUCUUCGGAUGGCCCUCUGUUUACUGAACUGGACAGACCUACUGGCCAACCAUGCAUGGAAACAAAGGAGUUCGACUUGGUAAGGAACAUGCUGAUUGCCGCAGUUGAGGAACGUUAUAGAGAUGCAGCUUUAUGCAGGGACAAGCUCACACGGCUUCGUUCCAAGAGGAAUUGGACAUAACAUCUGAGCCGUGCUGCAUUGUGGUCGACUUUAGGUAUGUGUUUGUGGAGUUAUUUAGUGGUUUCUAUGUUACUGGGAAGAAGUAAUUCUUUGUUCUUCAUGUUUGAGGCGCUGCAUGGAGAUGGAUGCCUUUGUACAUAAGAAUCAGUAUCAGUAAUUUUAGUAAAUAAUCUGUAAAAUGGCGGCCAUGCCAUGCUAAAGCUUGUAUAUACAUAUGUGAUAUGUAUAGAUAAACUAUAUGUAUUUAAUGCUGAAUCUUUCAACAGAUCUUGCAUUUGAUGAAUGGUGAUAUGACUAAGUUACGAGAUUGGAAUUGUAUCA